Molecule: messenger RNA, 1404 nt
Organism: Drosophila subpulchrella
Lineage: Eukaryota; Metazoa; Arthropoda; Insecta; Diptera; Drosophilidae
Gene: mRpL45
Product: probable 39S ribosomal protein L45, mitochondrial
Exons: 2
Coding region: 93-1166 (357 amino acids)
Cellular component (GO): mitochondrion
Source: RefSeq, a predicted model, not a curated record
UGUCACGUUUGCCAGCAGAACGCGUUAGUGCAUUUCGGUUAAUUCUUCAAAAGUUUGUUAUUACGGAGUUUUUAUAUAAUAAAUAAAUUACUAUGGAGAAACUUGCGUCGGCCAAAACGUGUCUAAAACUGUUGCAGGUUUUGCCUGGCAUGCAGCAGGCGGCCACCAUUCCAGGUGGCCUGGCUCCUCCGCUCCAGAAUCUUAUCCAGAUGCAGCAGGUGCGACAUAGACAGACCAAGCACUGGCAGCCCGAGUUCAAGCGGCUGCGCAAGCUGAAGUUCGUGAAAAUGGAUCUGCCCAAUCUGCGAGAGAAACAGGAGGAUAUUACCAAGGAGGAGAUGCGCAGCCGGAUGAAGGAGCGCGGUGUUCUGCCGCCGCGUCCCUGGAUGGAGCGUCCAUUCCACAUCAGCUGCACCGGGGGCAUCUUCGAGGCGUAUGUGCCGCCGGAGGGCGAUGGCAAGAAGUCAAUAAUCUCGACAUCGGGCGCUAAGCAGAAGCUGGAGUUUCUGGAGAAGAAGUCCAAGAGCCUGAUGGCCGUGCGUAAGAUUCGUUCCUACGAGGAGAGUUUCGGCACCGACGAGUUCGGCGCCGAAGCCCAAGAUAUCUACAUCCAGGCGCACACGCACAUGGCCGCCAAGGAGAAGUACAAGAUCCGUGAGUUUGUCACCGAGCGCUGUUAUCCGGAGAUGAUGCACAACGUCAAGGACAAGACCAUUCGCUGGAAGUUCUUGCAGUCGCUGGAGCCACCACGCGUCGUCCAUGCCCGCGUCACCGAGGUGAUCACCAAGGAGAACCAGUUCGCCCAGGUCACCGUACGUUUUCACAGUCAACAAAUGUUGGCCAUAUACGAUCGCUUCGGCCGGCUGAUGCACGGCAGCGAGAUCCUAACAAAGGACGUACUGGAGUAUGUAGUGUUCGAGAAGCACAUCUCCAAUGAGUAUGGUAAGUGGCGGCUGCACGACAAGAUCAUCCCCGAUUGGCUGCCGGCCAAGGAGCCGGCUCCCAUUACCUAUCGUCUUAUCGAGGAUGUGGAGGAGGAGCCUCCAAAGGAACUGAGCGCUGGUGAGGAGGCAAAACAACUGGAGACAGGCAGCGAACAGCCCAAGGAGCAACUCCAACUGACCACCCCAGUUGAGAGCCGUGCGAAACCGUCUCUGACCAUUUGAUUGUACUUUUUAUGGGCCGCCUGGCGGCUCAGAAGGAUGCGCUUAAAUGUAGCCGAAUGAGUUUUGAGUCACCACAUUGUUAAAUUAUAAUUUUAAAAAACAUUUUCAUUUGUUUUUAUUUUACUUUAUUAAUAUAUUUAAACAUACGAGUGUGGAAUACACAUAUAAAGAUAUUUACGGAGAUGUAGGUAUGAGCAUAUGCAUAUUUUUGUCUUUGAUCAUUUUGCAAGUUCAUUGA